Molecule: messenger RNA, 1237 nt
Organism: Lathyrus oleraceus (garden pea)
Lineage: Eukaryota; Viridiplantae; Streptophyta; Magnoliopsida; Fabales; Fabaceae
Product: zinc-finger homeodomain protein 2
Exons: 1
Coding region: 177-992 (271 amino acids)
Biological process (GO): regulation of developmental process; regulation of DNA-templated transcription
Cellular component (GO): nucleus
Molecular function (GO): transcription cis-regulatory region binding; DNA-binding transcription factor activity
Source: RefSeq, a predicted model, not a curated record
UAUACAAAGUGACUUAGCUUAGUUAUUAUUAUCCCUGGGUGAAAGUGUGAAACUGAACUCAUGUAGAUCUUCAUUCUCUUCUCUCAAUUUCUCAAACACUUAACUAUAGAUAAAUAAAUAAGCAAGAUAAAAUAAUUAAUUAAUUGUUGAGAAAUUAUUUGUCUUUGAAGAGUGAAAUGGAGUUUGAUGAACAUGAAGAGGAACAUGAAGAGGAGAUGGAGAUUCCGGAAACACCGAUGCCGGUGCCGGCGAGUUACGACUCACUCGGAAACUCAGCUUCACGGUCGAAAAUCUCCGGUGGAGUUGACGGACGGAAAGGUAGCGGUAACGGUAACGGUAACAGUAACAGUGGCGGUUUUUCCUCAACGGUGAGGUAUAGAGAAUGUCAGAAGAAUCACGCUGUCAGCUUCGGUGGCCACGCCGUCGACGGUUGCUGCGAGUUCAUUUCCGCCGGUGAAGAAGGAACGCUUGAAGCUGUGAUUUGCGCUGCUUGUAACUGUCACCGGAACUUCCACCGUAAAGAGAUCGACGGAGAAACAGUUAGUUCGUGUCAGCGGCAGCAACCUCCACCACCGCCGCAACCAUACCACCAUCAUCAUAACCAAUUUCCACCUUACUAUCACCGAGGUCCUCCUUCUACCUCCGGUUACCUUCACCACCACCUAGCAACUCCGGUGGCGCAUCACAGACCUUUGGCUCUCCCGGCUUCUGCUUCUGGCGGCGGAUUCAGCAGAGAAGAAGAUGAUAUUUCAAACCCUAGCAGCAGCGGCGGUGGAGGUAACGGUUCCGGUGGAUCAAAGAAAAGAUUCAGAACGAAAUUCACGCAGGAACAGAAAGAGAAGCUCUUAGCUUUCGCUGAAGAACACGGUUGGAGAAUUCAGAAACAAGAUGAAGCUGCUAUAGAACAGUUUUGUGCUGAGAAUUGUGUCAAGAGAAAUGUUCUUAAAGUUUGGAUGCACAAUAACAAGAACACUCUUGGUAAGAAACCCUAAUUUGUGUUAUUAUUAUUCUAAAUUUCUGAUUAAUUUCUUCCAUGUGGUUGUUAUUAUUAUUAAGCAAUUUUGAUCUCUCUAGCGAGAGUGAUUUGUGUGAAAAAUAAAAAUAAGAAAAACAAAACAAAAACAAAAAAUGUAGUAUGAGAUUUUUAUGUACAAGAUCAAGCUAGCUAGCUAGUUAGGGUUCUUAUUCUUGUAAGUUCUUUAUUUGGUUAAUUAAUUAAAUAAUUUUGUUUAGUUUA